Messenger RNA from Suricata suricatta (meerkat), 1021 nucleotides. RefSeq names its product distal-less homeobox 2 (gene DLX2). The record is from RefSeq and is a predicted model, not a curated record. Gene Ontology annotation, molecular function: RNA polymerase II cis-regulatory region sequence-specific DNA binding; DNA-binding transcription factor activity, RNA polymerase II-specific. The transcript is spliced from 3 exons. Gene Ontology annotation, biological process: embryo development; negative regulation of transcription by RNA polymerase II; cell differentiation. Lineage: Eukaryota; Metazoa; Chordata; Mammalia; Carnivora; Herpestidae. The coding region runs from base 13 to 1011 and encodes 332 amino acids.
UCCCGGGCCAGGAUGACUGGAGUCUUUGACAGUCUGGUGGCUGAUAUGCACUCGACCCAGAUCACGGCCUCCAGCACGUACCACCAGCACCAGCAGCCCCCCAGCGGCGGCGGCGCUGGCCCCGGCGGCAGCAACGGCAGCAGCCUCCACAAGCCCCAGGAGUCGCCCACACUCCCGGUGUCCACAGCUACCGACAGCAGCUACUACACCAACCAGCAGCACCCGGCGGGCGGCGGCGGAAGUGGGGGCUCGCCCUACGCGCACAUGGGUUCCUACCAGUACCACGCAGGCGGCCUCAACAACGUCCCUUACUCCGCCAAGAGCGGCUACGACCUGGGCUACACCGCCGCCUACACCUCCUACGCACCCUACGGGACCAGUUCUUCCCCGGCCAACAACGAACCUGAGAAAGAGGACCUCGAACCUGAAAUUCGGAUAGUGAAUGGGAAGCCAAAGAAAGUCCGGAAACCCCGCACCAUCUACUCCAGUUUCCAGCUGGCGGCUCUUCAGAGACGUUUCCAAAAGACUCAAUACCUGGCUCUCCCCGAGCGAGCGGAGCUGGCGGCGUCUCUGGGCCUCACCCAGACUCAGGUCAAAAUCUGGUUCCAGAACCGCCGGUCCAAGUUCAAGAAGAUGUGGAAAAGCGGUGAGAUCCCCUCGGAGCAGCACCCUGGGGCCAGCACCUCGCCCCCUUGCGCUUCGCCGCCGGUGUCGGCGCCGGCCUCCUGGGACUUCAGCGCGCCGCAGCGGAUGGGGAGCGGCGGCGGCCCGAACAGCGGCGGCAGCGGCGCGGGCAGCUCGGGCUCCAGCCCGAGCAGCGCGGCCUCGGCUUUCCUGGGCAACUACCCAUGGUACCACCAGGCCUCGGGCCCCACCUCACACCUGCAGGCCGCCACGCCGCUGCUGCACCCGACGCAGACCCCGCAGCCGCACCACCACCACCAUCACCACCACCACCACCACCACGGCGGCGGCGGGGGCGCCCCGGUGAGCGCCGGGACGAUUUUCUAACGCGAGGGGG